AUGAUCAUCCACGGAUUCACCGAUAAUGCCAAUCGGCCGUGGAUGCCUCAGAUGAGAGACGCUUUAUUCUUACAGGAUCAGCCUGAAAAGUUGAAGGUCAUUCUUGUGGAUUGGCACCGAGGAUCCGUCGGGGGUGAUUAUCCCGCUGCCGCGAGGAAUGUGAUGAUGUUGGCGAAGAUCACUGCCGAGUUGCUCCACCGCAUAAUGAAGAGAUACAACCUGAAGGAGAAGAAUAUCCAUCUGAUCGGACAUUCCCUCGGCGGACAAACUGUUGGUCAGAUGACCGCCUGGUUGUUUGAGAACUACAACAUAAAGAUUGGACGCGCUACAGGGCUGGACGUCGCGAGUCCUCUGUUCUUAGAGCGUUUCAUUCAACCGAACAAAGCCCACGUCCAUUUCCUGGAAUCUGUCCACACAUCGUCCGGCGACUCCUUGUUAGAGGGAAAGUUUGGUUUGAGGAACGCUUUCAGCCACUUGGAUAUAUAUCCAAACGGUGGGACGGUACUACAACCCGGCUGCGUCCUACCUCCUACAACAAUACACUGCAGUCAUGAUCUAUCGCGGCCUUUCUACUCACAACUCCUGAUCAUCUGCAACAGAGGAUGCGGAUUCGAUGUGACCAAUUGCGGCAGCGCGUUGGUGGCGAACUUGAAAAUGUGUGCGGGACCAGUGGUUGAUAUAUGCAGCAGGAUGAAUUAUCUGAAAGAUCAUGCCACGGAGAACGACAGUGAGGUCGUGUACUUCGAAACGAAGGAGGAUCAGCUAGUGAGCUCCUGCAAUAAGGAUUGGGAGUCAAGCUUGAUGACAUCCAUGGGUGAUCUCGUGGAUCUGGUGAAGACUGGAAUUAACCCGGAGACACCUGUCAGAUUGCGAUACAUAUAUAUAUACCGACAAAGGAGAGACGAUAGAGUCUUCGUGGACGAAAUAAGGUCUGCGACGAGUCCCCAUCGAGAAAACAUGGGAGCUUCUCCAACUCCCUUAAUCUUUGUUCUCUGGUGUGUCUGCGCCUAUUCAGCCGUCGAUGCUCAGGAAUCACUGCAGACCAUCUUCAGUGAUGACUGGUGUCCAAAAAUCAAGCUGUACAAUGGGGAAAAGGUCGACUUAGGCUGUUUCGAUUCAGUGCUCGGAUUCCUCCCCUUCGAGCCCAAGAAAAUCAAUCCCACAUACUCGCUGUACAAAGGUGACGAUCCCUCACGCUGUGUGCGACAAUGGAAAUACGACGAACCCCUCGAUCAUGAGGCAGACGACGUCCUCUCCUCGGAUUCGCACGUAGCUCUCGUCGUUCACGGGUUCCGUGAUGCUAAUGAAGAUGAGGGUUGGAUGCAGGACAUGAAAGACGCUUUGCUCAACCAGAGCGAGCCGGAGAAGAGAGCUGUCAUCAUCGUCGACUGGAGCGAGGGAGCAGAAGGACCCAAUUACGCAAGAGCUGCGAGCAACGUCGUCAUGCUCGGAAGAAUCACCGCGGAGCUCCUGAACCGACUCACGAAACGCUUCAAUCUCAACACUGACAACUUCCAUCUGGUGGGACACUCCCUCGGAGGACAGACCGUCGGAAUGAUAACACAAUGGUGGAACUCGAAGUACGGCGUCAGAGUUGGUCGCGCUACCGGUCUGGACGUCGCGGCGCCCCUUUUCGAAGAACGGAGGAUUUGGCCGAGCAUGAACGACUCCAAAUUCCUCGAAGGAAUCCAUACAUCGUCGGGACCUUCCCCGGUGACUGGAGACUACGGACUCACCGUGAACUUCGCUCACAUCGACGUGUACCCGAACGGAGGCAAAGCCCCGCAACCUGGAUGUCUCAUUGGGGCCUUGGACAUGGGAUGCAGUCACGGUCUCGCAAAGAGCUUCUUCGAGGAACUCGUAAGAAGUUGUGCCCAGGGCUGUAACUUCGAGGGACAGGCCUGCAGGAGCGUUGCCUGCGCGGAGGACGCCGAUUGUGAGAAACAAAUUGUGGACCUGUGCGAACGGGCGGAGGCCUACUCAAGGAGAGGUGCCGAGCCGAGGAAUCAGAUCGUCUACAUCGACACGACAUCGGAAGCCUACAAGAAUCGAUGCGGGGGAUCGCAAAAUACGACCGAGUCGGAGUGAAGUUUCGUUCCAGAACAUUGGGAUGCACGCCGUGGGAGAAUGUCAUCUAGCAUCUCGUUGAAUAUCUUAUGAAUAAACGACCACGGAGAAACCCGCGAUAUCCCGUGAA
Messenger RNA from Galendromus occidentalis (western predatory mite), 2197 nucleotides. RefSeq lists its product as uncharacterized. Bases 1 to 2088 code for a protein of 695 amino acids. The transcript is spliced from 15 exons. NCBI's taxonomy places the organism in Eukaryota, Metazoa, Arthropoda, Arachnida, Mesostigmata, Phytoseiidae. Gene Ontology annotation, biological process: lipid catabolic process. The record is from RefSeq and is a predicted model, not a curated record. Gene Ontology annotation, molecular function: lipase activity.